This is a messenger RNA of Phycodurus eques (leafy seadragon), 3046 nucleotides long. RefSeq names its product beta-galactosidase-1-like protein 2. Gene Ontology annotation, molecular function: beta-galactosidase activity. Gene Ontology annotation, biological process: carbohydrate metabolic process. Gene Ontology annotation, cellular component: vacuole. The record is from RefSeq and is a predicted model, not a curated record. Lineage: Eukaryota; Metazoa; Chordata; Actinopteri; Syngnathiformes; Syngnathidae.
UAUAAAUGAAGGCGUGUAUAUUCUCCAACAAGAAACUAUUGUUUUGCGUUGACGUCAGCACGCUGUCUCAGGGUUAGCCAAUGUCAAGCGUAAGUGUUUCGUUUUAGCCUGCCUAAAGACACACGACGUUAUGCUACGUCAACAUUUGUCUUGCAAUGUCGGCCUGAAUUUUAUGUCUGGUCUCCCAAAUCUGUCAGCACUCUGCUAGCUCGUUUGUUUAUGUCGCUAGCUAACGUUCAAUGCUAACGCUCAACGCCUUGAGUAACUCUCGUGACAACUAGCAACAAGAGACAAUAUUUCAACACGCGAUGAAAGAGCUCCUUACCGCAUGCGUCAGGUAACUGUAAAUAUUAACGUUGUUGGUUUUCUCCUCCCCCUCUACAAGGGAGCGACAAUAACAACAAGAACACUAACUAGUCUACCAAGGGGCCGAGGAAACCCCCAUUGCGCAAGCUCCAACCCUGAAGGAUCACGGGAAAUGUAGUUCUUAUUCGUGCUUCAACCCAAUGGUCACUCCCCCAAGGCGGUGCUCUGGUACAGCUAUGAGCAUCAUGUGUUCAUUUGCCCUGAGAUCCAGUUCAAGCUCAGCUGCAGGAGUUAUCCGCGCAUCGUCAUCUAUGAUUGUGCUCAGGAUAAGAAACGCGCACAAAAGAAAAUGUGCGCUCAUUUGCCUUUCUGUUGCUGUUGUCAUCACAUACAGAUACCUAGGCAUACCGAGAGGGGGGCAGAGAAUAAGCAGGAAAGUCGGACUGAGUGCCAACUCGUCCCAGUUCACCUUGGAGGGUGAGCCCUUCCGUAUCCUCGGAGGAUCCAUCCACUAUUUUCGUGUGCCCAGGGCCUACUGGAGGGACCGCCUGAUGAAAAUGAAGGCCUGUGGCAUAAACACCCUCACCACAUACGUACCGUGGAGUCUGCAUCAGCCCCAGAGAGGGCUCUUCAACUUCCACACACAGCUGGAUUUAGAAGCUUAUAUCCAUCUUGCAGCUGAACUGGGUUUGUGGGUGAUUUUACGUCCAGGGCCGUACAUCUCCUCUGAACUGGACCUAGGGGGGCUGCCGAGCUGGCUUCUCCAAGAUGACGACAUGAGAGUGAGAACAACAUACCCUGGAUUCACUGAGGCUGUCAACAUUUUUUACGACAAACUUAUUCCAAAAGUUGUUCCUUUGCAGUUUAAGAAAGGUGGUCCCAUUAUCGCUGUCCAGGUUGAAAACGAAUAUGGGUCUUUUGCUAAGGAUGAUGCUUACAUGCCAUUUAUUAAAGCGGCUUUGCAGUCUCGAGGGAUCCGUGAGUUACUGCUCACAUCGGACAACCGCAACACAUUAAAGUCAGGGGGUGUAGACGGAGCCAUGCGAUCAUUGAAGUUGCAGAAGCUAAAUCAGAGAGACAUUCAGGAUCUGACCAUAAUCCAGCCAAACGGACCAAUUAUGGUGAUGGACUACUGGACAGGCUGGUACGAUGUGUGGGGUGACCUCCACCACGUGCUCCCCCCAGAGGAUAUGGUGUCUAGUGUUAGAGAGAUUCUGAGGCGUGGGAUGUCUGUCAACCUCUACAUGUUCCACGGAGGUUCCAGUUUUGGUUUCAUUAGCGGAGGACUAGCUGAACCUUCCUACAAAGCAUUGGUCCCCAGCUACGAUUAUGACGCUCCCUUGUCAGAAGCUGGAGAGUACACUCAGAAAUAUCAUCUCCUCAGAGAUCUGUUCUCUCAAUUCAACAGAGGCCAAGGGUUCCCCAACAUGCCAGUGCUACAACAUAAGGAAGCGUAUGAACCAGCUAUCAUGUACCAGCACUUGUCUUUAUGGGAUGCUUUGAGCUUUACUGAGGGACCGUUUAAGUCAGACAUGCCGGUUAACAUGGAGAAACUACCAAUGAACAACAGGAAUGGACAGUCCCAUGGAUACACACUGUAUGAGACAACAAUCGCCAGCGGAGGCUUUUUGACAUCAGGAGACAAUGUUAAAGACCGUGCCCUUGUUUUUGUAAACAAAAGUUACAUUGGGCUUUUCAAGCGCCAAAAUCUGGAGCUGGCGGUUCCACAUGGCAAGGGACAGCGGACUUUGAGUUUAUUGGUGGAAAACUGUGGACGAGUUCACCGGGGAAGGGAUCUUGACAAACAACGUAAAGGCCUUGUCGGAGACAUUUUAUUAAACAAUAAUCCACUACGGGAAUUCACAAUAUACAGCUUGGAAAUGAAACCCAGCUUCAUUUAUAAUCUCUAUCAGGCCCCUUGGAAAACGCUUUCUGAACCUCUCAGUUUCCCUUCUUUUUUCAUGGGCCAUCUCUUUGUAUACGGCUAUCCCAGCGAUACAUUUGUGAAGCUGCCAGGUUGGGACAAAGGUGUUGUGUUUAUCAAUGGGAUAAACUUGGGACGCUAUUGGUCCAUUGGACCGCAACAGACUCUCUACCUCCCUGGUCCAUUUCUCAACAGGGGUAUCAACCAGAUCAUUGUGUUUGAGGAGCAAGAAGGUGACUACAAGGUCAACUUUGAGGACACAGCCGAUCUUGGCAUGGCAGCAGACAUCCAGUGACUCAUCAUUUCCUCUAUGUCUUCGAUGCUGUAUGAAAUGUUUUUUUUUUUUAAACUGAUGUACACAUAAUUUUGUUGCAAUGAAAUGAAUAAUGAACAGACAGCACACAAACCCAAGAUAUUUGUUGAAGCUGAUGUGACAAGUUGUGACUGUAUGGCCACAAAAAAAUAUAAAAGGGUGGAAUUUCUCUCUGCUUUUUUUUUAAUUUUUGUUUAAAUGAGCUACUAAUUUAAUAGCACGUCCAGUAAGAUUGUUGUUUCAAGGGGGGAAACUCAGACUGCCACGACAAUAAUAACCAUAUUGUUAAAUGAUCCAAAUCCAUCCAUGCAGUUUGGAUAUGAAAUCAUUGUCCUGUACUGUAAAUGUAUGAAUAAUGAUAUAAACUCUGUCUGUAUCAACUACUAACUCGUACACGUUCAAUGUGAAUUUUAAAGUCAUGACCACAAACACUGGAUCAGCAUUCAGAAAGAGCUUGUCCUUCACAACUUUAUUAUUCAGAAGAAUAAAAUAUUGCUCCAACC